Messenger RNA from Mustela erminea (ermine), 2208 nucleotides. RefSeq names its product zinc finger MYM-type containing 5 (gene ZMYM5). The record is from RefSeq and is a predicted model, not a curated record. NCBI's taxonomy places the organism in Eukaryota, Metazoa, Chordata, Mammalia, Carnivora, Mustelidae. Gene Ontology annotation, molecular function: zinc ion binding.
GUCUUUCUAGUCCAGGUCCGACGAUAGUAGCAGCGCAGCCUCGGGAGGGGGAGGCAGAGGCGGAGGCGACUGGGAAGGCGGAGAUGGGAUCAGGAAUCACCUUCAGACUUACCUGGUGAAACGUUGCCCGAUAUUAAAAGAAAACACACUCUUUGUUCUUUGGCAUGGAUAAAUGUUCAGUGAGAGGAUUAGACUUGGAUGAACAAACUCCUGUUUUAUUAAGUAAUAAAGCCAUGGCAGCUAGUCUCAUGGAUAUAGGAAAUUCAUUUGGUAACCCAGCUAGUCCUUUAGUUAACAGAUGUAGAAAUUCAUCAGUAGAAGAUGGUGAUGAUGAUGAUGAUGUCGUAUUUAUUGAAUCUAUACAACCUCCUUCGACUUCUACUCCAGCAAUAGCUGAUCAAAGAAAUUUUAUAUUUGCUUCAUCAAGCAAUGAAAGGCUACAAGGAAACUAUUCCAUAAUUCUUCCUGCCUCAAGAGAUUUGCCUUCUCAGAAGGGAAAUGUGAGUGAGACAAUUGUUAUCGAUGAUGAAGAGGACAUAAAAACAAAUGGAGGGGAAAAGAAAAAUUCUUCCAAUUUUGUUGAAUGGGGACUUCCUGGAACUAAAAAUAGAACCAAAGAUUUGGAUUUCUCCACUUCCAGUCUUUCAAGAAGUAAGACCAAGACUGCAGUAGGACCUUUUAAUCCUGGUAGAAUGAAUGUGGCAGGAGAAGAAUUUCAAAAUGGAGAAUAUGCAACUCAUCAUAGUCCUGAUUCUUGGAUCUCCCAGUCAGCAUCAUUUCCCCGUAAUCAGAAACAGCCAGGUGUGGAUUCUUUAGCACCAGUGGCCUCCCUUCCUAAACAGAUUUUCCAGUCUUCAGUCCAACAGCAACUUACAAAACCAGCUAAAAUCACUUGUGCAUACUGCAGAAAACCUUUACAGAAGGGACAGACAGCUUAUCAACGAAAAGGAUCAGUUCACCUCUUUUGUUCUAUCACCUGCCUUUCUUCCUUCUCUCGUAAGCGCACUCCAAAGAAACGCAAUGUUAUAAGUAAAAAAGAUGUACCUACAAAAAAGGCUACUACUGUUUCUCAAGUUGAGUCAAGAGACUCCUCCCAAGAAUUUUGUAGUACGUCUUUGCCUCCCUAUGAAGACAACCAGAAUCUUAGAAAAAGAAUUAAUAAAUCAAGAUGUAUAAUCUGUAGUAAACUAACAGAGAUUCGCCAUGAAGUCAGCGUUAAUAAUGUAAUACAUAAACUGUGCAGUAACCAGUGCUUUAAUAAGUACAGGUUAGCCAAUGGUCUGAUAAUGAAUUGCUGUGAACAGUGUGGAGAGUACUUGCCCAGUAAAAGUGCUGGAAACAAUGUCCUGAUGAUUGAAGGUCAGCAGACAAGAUUUUGCUGCCAAGGUUGUAUCAAUGAAUAUAAACAGAUGAUGGAAGCAAAAUCAAAAAAUUUGUCAGCAUCAGAAAACAGAAAAAGGCAUGCUGUUAGAGAAGAAAAUGAAAGAAAAUUAUAUGGGCCAUUGAAUACUGAUUUAGAAAACAAAGAGGGAAUACCAAAUAAAAAGGAAAAGACUGCAGAGCUACAGGUUUUGGCAGAAUAUAGCACAGAUACAUCACUGAUCAAACAGAGUGUGAAUUUAACUUCUUCAGUGUUAACCAUAGCUGAUAAAUUUCAAGAGCCACUGGAAGAGAAAAAACCAGAAGACUGCAUUAUAUCAGUUGUACUUUCUACAGACCCAGGUACAUGGCCCCGAGUUUUAAAUACUAAACAAUGGGACAUUCUUGUUGAAAAUGAUCCACCUCAAGUAAGAAAUUUUAACUUUCCAAAAGACAGUACGGGGAGGAAAUUUUCAGAAACUUACUACACACGAAUUCUUCCAAAUGGUGAUAAAACCACUAGGUCCUGGUUACUUUAUUCGACUUCAAAAGAUUCUGUAUUUUGUUUGUAUUGCAAACUUUUUGGGGAGGGGAAAAAUCAACUGAAGAAUGAGAAUGGGUGCAAAGAUUGGCAGCAUUUAUCACAUAUUCUUAGCAAACAUGAGGAAAGUGAAAUGCACAUCAAUAAUAGUGUUAAGUAUUCACAAUUAAAAUCUGAUUUGAAAAAAAAUAAAACUGUGGAAUCUGCAGGACAUGGAUUACAUGAGAAUGAGAAAAAUGAUGGUGUGCUGUUGUUGUACACAUAAUAUACCUGAUGUGGUUCUUGACAUAGUAAAUUUAUUCAGAAAA